ACAGAGCGACUGCUGGCCUGACUAGCUCAGCAGACUCAUUUAAUCAGGGGACUCGAGUCCUCAGCUUUUAGUCGAAGCGCAAACUAAAUUGGUCAAUGACAGCGAUUCCUACGAAUGCGAUGGGCUGGUGUGCAGGUGAGCCAACGUGAGGACAAGCUCCCCAAAGGAACCGCUUUGGUCCGUUCGCACAUGGGAACCGAGUCACCCGACCUUAUCCGCAUUUUAACUGUUUGACAACGGACUCUGGGGUACAGAAGCAUGUCAAGGGACAGCAUGACAGCUCUACCAGGAGCCCAUUCACACAACGCGAGCCCCGCUUCACCUAAGGAGAAUGGGCAUAGCGUUCAGCCCAGUGCCAACUUUCCCCAUCUCUCAGCGGGGGACAUGCCCGAUGAUACCCGGGUGUCCUCGACCAGCGACCUGACCCAGACCUGGGUUCACUUCGCUAAAACGUUUGUUCUUAUUUUCCCCAUUUACGCCCUGGGCUAUUUUGAGUUUAGCUUCAGCUGGCUGUUGAUUGGACUUGUUAUCUUUUUCUGGUGGAGGAGGAACACAGGAGGGAAGCACAGCCGACUGAGCCGAGCUCUGGCUUUCUUUGAGCAAGAGGAGAGAAAUGUCAAGCAGGGUCUUACGACCUCUGAUUUACCACCAUGGGUCCACUUCCCAGACAUAGAGCGAGUGGAAUGGCUAAACAAGACGGUGAAACAGAUGUGGCCCUACAUCUGCCAGUUUGUGGAGAAACUGUUCCACGAGACAAUCGAGCCUGCAGUGAAAGAGUCCAACGGCCACCUCAGCACCUUCUGCUUCAGCAAAAUCGAUAUAGGAGACAAACCCCUGAGGGUCAAUGGAGUCAAGGUUUAUUCAGAGAAUGUGGAUAAGCGACAGAUCAUCAUGGACCUACAGAUCAGCUUUGUUGGCAACACAGAGAUUGACGUGGACAUCAAACGCUACUUCUGCAAAGCUGGCAUUAAGAGCAUCCAGAUCCACGGUGUGUUGAGGGUGGUGAUGGAACCGUUGCUGGGUGAUAUGCCUCUUGUUGGAGCUCUGUCUCUGUUCUUCCUCAAGAAGCCACUUCUGGACAUAAAUUGGACUGGCCUCACCAAUCUACUGGACAUUCCAGGGCUCAAUGGCCUCUCUGAAAGUCUGAUUCAAGACAUUAUCUACAAUUAUCUGGUUUUACCAAACCGUGUCACCAUCCCACUGGUUGGGGAUGUGGAACUUGCCAAGCUUCGCUUCCCAAUGCCAAAGGGAGUCCUGAGGAUCCACUUCUUGGAGGCUCAGGAUCUGGAAGGGAAGGAUAAAUUUCUGGGAGGGCUGAUCAAGGGCAAGUCUGACCCAUACGGCGUCCUGCAGAUCGGCAACCAGCUGUUCCAGAGCAAAACGGUUAAGGAGAGCCUCCAUCCCAAGUGGAAUGAAGUUUUCGAGGCGCUGGUGUACGAGCACUCAGGUCAACAUCUUGAGAUUGAGGUGUUUGAUGAGGAUCCAGACAAAGAUGACUUCCUGGGAAGCCUUAUGAUCGAUAUGACUGAGCUGCACAAAGAACAAAGGGUUGAUGAGUGGUUUGACCUGGAAGAAGCACCUACUGGGAAGCUCCACUUAAAACUAGAGUGGCUGUCUCUGCUCUCCACUCCUGAGAAGUUGGACCAGGUGUUGCGAAGUGUGCGAGCAGACAGAAGCCUGGCCAAUGACGGGCUGUCGUCAGCACUGCUGGUGGUCUAUCUGGACACAGCAAAGAAUCUACCAAGUGUCUUCACAGGCAGCUUAGGCUGUGGAAACUUAAGUGAGAGGAGGGCAUCUGGGCUAGUCUUUUGUGAGAGCAAUACUUCAGAGUAUAGAACAAUAUUUAGCAACUUGUCAGAUUUCAUCAAUGACGGGUUGAAGCAAGUCUCAGUCUUUAAGGCCCUGAAGUGUGCAAAAAAGAGCAGCACUGAACCCAACCCUUAUGUCCAAUUCACUGUUGGACACAAAACACUUGACAGUAAGAUCCGGUACAAGACCAAGGAGCCUCUGUGGGAAGAUUGUUUCUCAUUCCUUGUUCAUAAUCCCAGGAGGCAGGAGCUCGAAGUGGAGGUAAAAGAUGACAAGCACAAAUGCACUCUGGGUAAUGUGACGGUGCCUUUGAGCAGCCUGUUGAUGGAGGAGGACAUGACGCUGACCCAGUGCUUUCCUCUCAAGAACUCCGGGCCCAGCUCCACCAUCAAACUUAAAAUGGCCCUGAGGAUCCUGUCCCUUGAGAAGCAGGUAUCCUCAAACCAGCCUUCCUCCGUCCAGGUCAGGAAAUCCAGCGUGCCGCAGUCAGCCACAGCCCCCUCCCAAAGACAGUCCACCUCAGAUUUCCCGCUGCCUCCACCCACACCUCCACAACCUAUAGACGCUUCCACCCUCACCCUCCAGCAAAGGGAUGGCGAGCCGUACUCAGCCAGCCCUCUUCGCAGCAUCUCCAACCUAAGUACCUGCAUGUCUAGUUCCCAGAAACACCUGCCUCAUAAGGAGUCCACACCCAGCCUGGCCUCGGAUAUCUCCCUGCCCUUUGCCACAUUGGAGCUUCAGCAACGGCUUCGUCAGCUGAAUGGCUCGGCCCCCAGCCAGUAUCCCUUGGGUGAGGUCCAGCUGACUGUUCGACACAGCUCCCAGAGGAACAAACUCAUUGUGGUGGUGCACGCCUGCCGUAACUUGAUAGCCUUCACUAAAGAUGGCUCAGAUCCCUUCAUCCGCCUCUAUUUGCUGCCUGACAAGAGCCGUACGGGGAGGAGGAAGACCUGCACAGUGAAGAGGACCCUUAACCCGGUUUAUGAUCAAACGUUUGAAUUUAGUGUAUCUAUGGUGGAGCUCCACAGGAGAACUCUGGAUGUAGCAGUGAAGAACGGAGGGAGCAUCCUGUCCAAACACAAAGGGCUCUUGGGAAAGGUGCUGGUAGAUUUAAGUGGGGAGGAUAUAUCAAGAGGAUGGACACAAUGGUAUGAUUUGAGUGAAGAUGGACUGUCAUCUCAAGGUAUAACAAGUAUUCAAGACCCCCUCCUCACAUAGUGAAACCACCUAUCUAAUGUAAUAUAGUGAUUUUGUUAAUCUAAGGGCACAUCAUUUUGUUGUUUUCAUGUAUAUUUUUCACAUAGUUUACAGGAAUUGUUUCAGCGUGUAAGUAAGUUUUUGAAACAUUUCCUAUUAUUAUUUCAUUAAUGAUCACAAUGGGAAAAAAACAUAUUGUAAUGAAACACACUAACUGCCUUGUCUCUGUUUUCAGUGUUUCAUGUAAAUAUCAAGUUGCUAAUGCAUAGUUACAAUAAUUUGCAGGGGUUUUCGUGGCAUUAUAUUUACUUAAAGGAAAUGAUGUUGAAAUCGGUCAAUACUGUUCAUGCUCUCUGUCCAGUUUCUUAAAAUGGGACAAAGUCUGUCUGUUUGUCUUGUGAGAAAACUCUUACCAAAGGAACGGAUACAAUCACAAAAGUAGGCUUAAGUAGCAGUCUUGACUCUGAUAUUUUUUGUCAUGCAGUGUUAUUUGAUAGUUUACCUCUUAUUGUUCUUUCUGCUUGAAUACAAACAUGGGAUGCAUAUAUGCAAAAAAUAAAAUGAUUACUCUGUAUAUUGUAAGAGGACUUUGUGCAAUAUUGGUUGUUCUGAAUAUUGUGUCAGAUAAUGAAGAUCUGAGGGCAUUUUAGGGCUAUGAACAAGUGCUGUGUAAUUUGACUAAAGGAUACUUGAAUAAGGCUUCAAUUGUCGAAACCAAAUGUGAGUCGAACAACGUGAAAAAAUGAACAGAGACAAUUAUUGCGUUUUAUGAGCAGGGCUGCCAGAAUCAAGAUGGCUAUGUCAUAGGCUUGUACAUGUUUUGCCAUGCAAUUAUAACUGUUUGUUGAGGCUUUUAAAUAUUUUUCUUGUUAUCUAUCCCGUGCCUUAAAAAAACCACAAUGUAAUUUUUGCCUUCCAAAUGUUAUUAUUUUGAAUGAUAUGAUGCCU
Messenger RNA from Xiphias gladius (swordfish), 3954 nucleotides. RefSeq names its product extended synaptotagmin-like protein 2b (gene esyt2b). The transcript is spliced from 24 exons. The record is from RefSeq and is a predicted model, not a curated record. Bases 259 to 3027 code for a protein of 922 amino acids. Gene Ontology annotation, biological process: lipid transport. Gene Ontology annotation, molecular function: lipid binding. Lineage: Eukaryota; Metazoa; Chordata; Actinopteri; Istiophoriformes; Xiphiidae.